Messenger RNA from Phlebotomus argentipes, 1897 nucleotides. RefSeq names its product esterase B1-like. The transcript is spliced from 4 exons. NCBI's taxonomy places the organism in Eukaryota, Metazoa, Arthropoda, Insecta, Diptera, Psychodidae. The record is from RefSeq and is a predicted model, not a curated record. Bases 203 to 1819 code for a protein of 538 amino acids.
UUUAAUCAACCGUUGUGACUUCAUACCUUCACACUCACAUUUUUGAUAAAAUAAAGCGAAUUAUUUGUUCAUUCCCAAUCAGUGGAUUUUUCAACUUUAUAGAUUAACUACACAAGCUUUUCUGCCUCAUCAUUGAAAUGGUCACACUAACAUCUGUAUAAGAAAAAGUGAUAUCGUGGAUUCAAAUUUAGUUCUACCCGAGAUGCCGGACACAAUAGUCGCACGCACUGCUUUGGGCCUUAUUCGUGGCGUUAAGUCAGAGGGCAUUUUGGGAGCAAAGUACCUCAGCUUCUUCCGGAUUCCCUACGCUAAACCCCCACUCGGCGAUCUGAGGUUCAGGGAUCCUCAGCCUCCGGAAUCAUGGGAGGAAACUCUGGAUUGCACAGUUGAAAGCCAAGGAUGCGCUCAGAACAUGUUGUUCAUGAAUGGCUUUAUAGGUGAUGAAGAUUGUCUCCAUGUUAAUGUCUAUACGAAAAAUCUAAACCCAAAGCGACUCCUUCCUGUCAUGUUGUACAUCCACGGAGGUGGCUUUGUCUGUGGCGCCGGCACCACAAUGAUGUAUGGACCGGACUUUAUCAUUGAGCGAGAUGUGGUUCUGGUCACGUUCCACUAUCGCGUGGGCGCUCUGGGAUUCCUGAGUCUCCAGGAUCCCACGCUCAACAUUCCCGGGAAUGCUGGGCUGAAGGAUCAAGUGAUGGCGUUGAAGUGGGUGCGAGACAACAUCUCUUUCUUCGGCGGCGAUCCCAACAACGUGACUCUCUUCGGCGAGAGCGCGGGCGGAGCUUCUGUGCACUUCAUGCUCCUCACUGACCAGGCCAGGGGACUCUUCCACCGCGCCAUCGUCAUGUCAGGCACGGCGUACGAUCCCUGGGCUUUUGCUCCAGACCUGAAUUGGGCCGGGAAGCUGGCCAAAUCAGUCGGAUGGACUGGCGAAGGCGGUGAAGCUGGAAUGCUGGAGAGUCUGAUGAAAGUGAGCCAGGAAGUGUUGGCAGAAAAGCAAGGGGAGCUGAUGAGCUCCGAAAAUCGAAAGAAAGGGGUGUACUUCCACUUCGGCCCUGCAAUAGAGCCUCAAUGGAGUGUGAAUAGUGUGAUCACUAGUCAUCCACGUAACAUGGCCAGAACGGCCUGGGGAAACUCCAUCCCGAUUAUGAUCGGCGGAUGCGUCGGAGAAGGUUUGAUGUCUUAUAAAGACAUUUCCACAGAUGAUGACUUCCUCGGAGAUCUAACGAACUUUGUGCCCUUUGAAUUGGGGUUGCAUCCUGAGAGUGGACGUAGUCAGUACAUUGCCAAAACUCUGAGAGAUUUCUACUUCAAUGGCAACCGCCCAUCCGCGAAAGAUGGAUAUAAUAACCAUGUGGAGUUUAUAGGAGAUAAAUUCUUCUGGCAUGGACUUUCUCGUCUAGUUCGCUCCAGAUGUGAAGCCGCGCCUUUGGUCCCAACAUUCUUUUACCGGUUUGCCUUGGACACAGAAGAAUUUAACUUGAUCCGCACUAUGAUUUGUGGCGCUGAUAUUCGCGGAGUGUGUCACGGUGAUGAAUUGGGAUACCUCUUCAGAGCUAUGCUGAUGGCCAAAUUACCUGAAGUCGGGAGUAUUGAGCGCAAGACUAUCGAUCGGAUGGUCAGCAUGUGGACUUCAUUCGCGAUCAGCGGAAAUCCCAAUUGCGAAGCAAUUGCGCCGGUCAAGUGGUUUCCCGUGUCUCCGAACGGACCGCCUUAUCGCUGCCUCAACAUCGCCGAAGAAGUGACUUUCCCUCUGCUGCCCGAGACGGAAAGAUUGGCAGUUUGGGAUUCUCUCUACGAACGUGAUCAGUUGAUUUGAUGCGACGACGUUUCGCCAAUUAGUGCCUUGUAUGAGACAGUUUCAAUAAAUUUGAGGUUUCAUCUGGACCGCAUGAAA